AUGACUGCGUCGGCUGUUCAGAGCCACUUGCAACACUCAGCUGGGAGCGAUUGCUACGACCCCGAUGACGUUCUUCCGCACGACAGCCCCCAAAUGCAAGCUCACCGUCCCAGGUUACAACCUUCGCCUAGCCCUCCCCCCGAACUCGGCCCUGGCUCGAAGUCGUUACAUGGUCGCCGCAGGGUUGAGCCCAUUCAAGGUGAUGCCGUUCUAGUAGCUCACCUUGGAAACGGCAGGCUGCCACACGUCGCCCAUACAGCUGCUCUGGAGCCUCUCGCAUCUGACAACGGAUCCGAAGACGACUCGUCCUCCCCGACGUCUCCUGAUCGCGAUAUGGCCAAGUCCGCCGAACCCUUUGAUCUCAAGAUCCUUGCGGCUGGCGCUUUAGCCUUCACUGCUACCGACGCUCCUGCUACAGAUGCAAUCUCCGCUGCUGCGACAUCCAAACUCGAUCAUUCACGCUCGGAAGAUGGAGAAAGAGCUCAGCAUGAGUCAAUACCCUUGGGGAUCAGGAGUCGUGAACUACCCAUCCGCGACGAGCGCCCAGCUCUGGCUGCCCCUGCCGUGGUUUAUUCUGCCGGGGACAACCAGGCGCCGCGCCGAUCCGUGCCCAGUUUGAGCAACGCUGAGAUCACGUCCCCGGUGAGCCCUCCGCAGACUGCACCUGGCGGUCUGCCUCCCCUUCUGGACUCACCAACGUCGGACGGAAGCGGGCACGGUCCAUUGCCGUCCAUAAGAGCGCAACUUGGGGACUUCAAGGAUUUCAAGCGCUUAGCAGAGACUGCCAUGAGUCCGGAGAACGAACUUGGCCCCGUACGACACGCUGCUUCAUUUCCACGCUCGCCCCCGGCCAAUAUCCCUCGAUUACCAUCGUUGGCCGCCGGACUUCCAAUUGGUCAAGGUUCACCGCCAAUCUCUCCUAAUGAAGGUUUUCGACGAGAGCUCCCAUCGCCCGCACAUACCAUACCGUCUCUCAGCCCGUAUUACUACUCUUCUUCUUCAAGCGGCGGUCGUCAUCGGCCGAGUGCCGACUACAGUAGCGGGACGGCAGAGACCCCGAGCACGGAUCAAACCGCUUCAACGCCUGCCCACUCUGUGGCGGACCGCAUGAGCAUUGACGGCCUUACAAAUCCUCAAGCUGGCUACGUCUGCACAUUCUCGGGCUGCAAUGCCCCGCCGUUUCAAACUCAGUAUCUGCUCAACUCGCACGCCAACGUACACUCGUCGGCGCGGCCUCACUACUGCUCAGUUAAGGGUUGUCCUCGAAGCGAGGGUGGUAAGGGCUUCAAGAGAAAGAACGAAAUGAUAAGGCAUGGCCUCGUUCACGAUUCUCCUGGAUACGUUUGCCCCUUUUGCCCAGACCGAGAACAUAAAUAUCCUCGGCCAGACAACCUUCAGAGGUAA
Molecule: messenger RNA, 1404 nt
Organism: Colletotrichum spaethianum
Lineage: Eukaryota; Fungi; Ascomycota; Sordariomycetes; Glomerellales; Glomerellaceae
Product: krueppel-like factor 11
Exons: 1
Coding region: 1-1404 (467 amino acids)
Source: RefSeq, a predicted model, not a curated record